AUGGAGCAGAGUUCAGCCUCAGGGAUACCAAAGAAUCCUGACAAGUUUAUUAAUGUUGUUUUGAAUCAUGGUGAGUAUUCUGCGGUUUUUCGUGUUAAUACUAAAAUAACCGUAGAAGAAUUGAAUCAUUUAGCAUGCAAGCAGUGGAGGUCUUUGUCCCCUGGGAGUAUAUGUUUCAGUUAUAUGGACAAUGCUCAAGUAGUUUUUGUGACAGCAGAAGUUUCUGGUUCUAAGUCUGGUUGCAGCAGUAGUUCUGGUUCUUGUUCUAAGUCUGCUUGUGAAACUGAAAGUCCUAAGAUGGUAAGGGUGUUAGAUCAUGAUGCAGACAAGGGGAAGCCUCUUAUUAUCGAUGAAUGGAAUUAUGGUGAUCCUAGCUUAAAACCCAUACAAAUCAUUUCUCUAUUCAAGAAAACUUAUGGGUCCAAUAUUAAGUAUCACCAUGCCCGUAGAGGGAAAGAAGCUGUAUUUGAAGAACAGUAUGACGAUGAUGAGAAGUCGUAUAGUGAUUUUACUUGGUAUGUCAAAGCAAUUGAAGAAACUAAUCCCGAUAGCUAUAUGAGGUUUGAAGUUGAGGAUGAAACCAAUAGAUUUCAGAGGAUAUUCGUUUGUUACGGUGCUUGCAAGCAUAGCUAUAGGUAUCUCAGGCCCAUGAUUUACUUGGACGCUACUUUCCCUACCGGUAGAUACAGGGGUACUCUGAUGGCUGCAACAUGUAUCAAUGGAAACAAUGAGUUUUACCCAUUUGCUUUUGCUAUUGUUUCUUCUGAAAACAAAGAUAAUUGGUUUUGGUUUCUGGAGAAUCUUCAAAAACUUGUCGAUGGUCGUCCGAUUGUUUUCCUUAGUGAUCGUGGAGAAGGACUUUUACAGGGAAUUCCAAAAUAUUUUCCUAAUUCACAUCACAGCUAUUGCUUUUACCACAUCAAAUGCAAUCUCCCCAUUGGAUCAGGUGAUGCGAAUUCGAAGCCCGUUCUUGAUUUGUUUUACAAAGUUUCGUACUCUUACACACCAGCAAACUUUGAAGAAGCUUUGCGGGGCACGCAUGCAAUUGGAUGUGGGCAUGUUGCUAACUAUAUCAGGACUAUUCCAAAGGAGAAAUGGGCAAAUGUAUUUUUCCCUGUAUGCAGAUAUGGUGCUCACUCUUCAACUCUUGCUGAGUCCUUCAACAACUGGGUUCUUCCUUUCAAAAAGUUGCCUGCUUUUGUUCUUCUCGAUGCGAUACGUUUGAUGGUUAUGGAGAAGAUGUCUGAGAAAAGGAUACUAGGUCUAGAAAUUUUCAACACUAGGCUCACUCCUGAAUAUGAGGCUUUACUAAAGGAAAACAUUGACAUUGGUCGUACUUGGACUGUUGUUCACUCUAUGGAAAGAUUGUAUGAAGUCAGGUGGCGAGUUAAUGGUUUUCCUUGUGCCCAUGCUUGUGCUGCCAUUCAAGCUACGAGAGAAGACAUCUAUUCAUUUGUUGAGCCAUACUUCACCACCGAAUGGUACAACAUGACAUACCAGCACAUUAUCUUUCCAAUCCCCAAUUAUGACAAGCCGAAGUCUUAUGAUCCUAGUGAUAGGGUUAUUGUUCCUAUUCCUGUUCCUCCACCGGGUAGACGAAGAACACAUCGCAUCAAGAAUGCAUAUGAGAAUCAAAAGAGGGCUAUGAUGUGCACAAAGUGCUUCACUCUUCGUCACCACAACAGAACUACCUUCUCCAUGAUUUGA
This is a messenger RNA of Papaver somniferum (opium poppy), 1707 nucleotides long. RefSeq lists its product as uncharacterized. NCBI's taxonomy places the organism in Eukaryota, Viridiplantae, Streptophyta, Magnoliopsida, Ranunculales, Papaveraceae. The coding region runs from base 1 to 1707 and encodes 568 amino acids. The record is from RefSeq and is a predicted model, not a curated record. The transcript has 6 exons.